AUGGAGACACCAAAACGAAAAGCUUGCGACCGGUGCCAUGGCUUGAAGUUGCGUUGCCGACGACUUGAUAACGAACAGUGUGAGAGAUGUUUGAAGGCCAACCAGACAUGCACUUCCAGCCCGUCCCUUCGGUACUAUAAGAAGAAAGAUUGGCGUGGACGAGCAGCUAAAGAUAUCAAAAGGCCACUUCAGAUACGGCCUGGUCCUGUUGAAGACAACGGAGCUGCACCCCCUCCCCCUCGACAAGAAAAAGUGUUGUGUGACUGGAUGUCUCAUUCGGAGCAAGCUCCCGCCACAUCGAACUCCUUCGACGGACCUCAAACAGACAAACAUAUUGCGGAUCUUCCGAGUGUACAUAGCUCAGGACAAGACUUCACGCCAUACCAGUAUCAAUCAGUCUUCGAAUCUCAAGAUAUCAAUCUAACAAAUCAGGGAGACUCUGAGAGGGCCCCAAAGAUUGGUCUUGCAGAUGGAGCGGAACUGGGAUAUCUAGAGCUUUGCCUACCAUUCUCCAGCUUAGAAUACAACGAGCUUCAGAACACAGCCCGCUCGGACCAAGUAAAACAGACCCUUCUAGGAUACUUGUCUGAACUGAAUCUAGCACAUGAUGCUUGUCAGGCCCUGCAGAGAGACACCACGUGCAGCCACGCAAAUAUGGGCGACUUCGAGGUAAAAAUGGUAGAUGGUACACGUGCUGCCCUACCACGGCUGUCCAUUAAGGAGCUUUUCCAACUAUCCCAAAGAUUCUCCUCAACCCUACAUAUGAUGGCGAUCCAGGCGAACUACUGGAGUGUGGACAACAAAGAAGGAAGGGUGGUCCGGGCGUAG
Xylaria bambusicola is the source of this 828-nucleotide messenger RNA. RefSeq lists its product as uncharacterized. Gene Ontology annotation, molecular function: zinc ion binding; DNA-binding transcription factor activity, RNA polymerase II-specific. NCBI's taxonomy places the organism in Eukaryota, Fungi, Ascomycota, Sordariomycetes, Xylariales, Xylariaceae. The record is from RefSeq and is a predicted model, not a curated record. The transcript has 3 exons. Gene Ontology annotation, biological process: regulation of DNA-templated transcription. The coding region runs from base 1 to 828 and encodes 275 amino acids.